This is a messenger RNA of Schistocerca piceifrons (Central American locust), 1134 nucleotides long. RefSeq names its product organic solute transporter alpha-like protein. The record is from RefSeq and is a predicted model, not a curated record. Bases 1 to 1134 code for a protein of 377 amino acids. The transcript is spliced from 6 exons. Gene Ontology annotation, biological process: transport. Lineage: Eukaryota; Metazoa; Arthropoda; Insecta; Orthoptera; Acrididae. Gene Ontology annotation, molecular function: transporter activity.
AUGCAGUACACGAUACCCGAGCGUGGAGACCUGAGGACGGAGAUUAAGUCGCUCUUCGCCAGCUUCACCAGGGACGUCGACCUCAUCACGGUCAACGUCACCGACUGCACCAACGUCGAGAUACCGUCCACACACCAGUACUACGCCAAGCCCCACGCGGCCAUCAUAUCCGCCAUCGUGAUCUGCACGCUGGCCGUGACUGCGGUGUACGCCAUCUACGGCAACACGAUGCACUACGUGAGGCGACACGUCCCGCGUGUCCUCAGGGGGUACACUGCCUUCGUCAUCUCCUUAUACCCGGUGUCGGCCACCAUCACGUACCUGGCAGUGCUGGUUCCCCGCGCGCACUUCCUGGUGCAGGUGGUGACGCAGGGCAUGUUCGUGGUGUGCCUGUACCAGAUGUUCUCGCUGUUGGUGGCCUACCUGGGCGGCGAGGAGGAGUUGUCCGCGCGGCUGUCCACAGCCACCAUACAGCCAGUCACGGGGCCCUGCUGCUGUUUCCCGUGCUGCCGCUACUGCUGCAAGCCCAUCCCCGUCACCAGGAAAAGUGUGUCGCGACUACGUCUGCUGGUGUUCCAGCUGCCCUUGGUGCAGUGGCUGCUGUACGUCAUCAUUUUCGUCAUGGUUGCUGAGGACAAGGAGACGUACACCAAAGCGCUCCCGUACCUGCAGCCGCUCUUCGUGGGCUCCAUGAUGCUGGCCGUGUGGGGCACCAACAUGACGAUCCGCGUGCUCAACACCAUCCUGAGCGACUUCAAGGCGACGGCCAAGUUCAUGUCCCUGCAGCUCAUCGUCAUCCUGGACGUGCUGCAGACCUCGAUAGCGAAUCUCAUAGCCAAGAACGUGCCCUGCACCGUCCCGCUGACGCCCACUAUGUGGGCCAACUUGAUUGUGUCGACACUGGUGCUUGUGGAGAUGGUGCCACUGAGUCUUUGGGCCCGUUCGCUCUACUGCCGUCCCACGCCACCCAUUACAGCGCUUGUGGAUCGCCAUGGGAACACGUCCAGUGGUCCAGAAUCUAAUGGGCACAUCGAGCCCAUACCCAUGUACAGGAGCUGUGUCAUCCUGACUGAGGACUUGCCGCCUGUUCGCAGCGUGAGCAUGGAUGGGGUCGACUCAUCAUCCACGGCCUAG